Messenger RNA from Bursaphelenchus okinawaensis, 690 nucleotides. The record is from the annotation of a GenBank genome assembly. NCBI's taxonomy places the organism in Eukaryota, Metazoa, Nematoda, Chromadorea, Rhabditida, Aphelenchoididae.
AUGAAACGAAAAGCAGAACAAGAUGAAAAGGAUUAUGUUCGAGAUGUUGAGGCUGUGGUUGGUAUACCACUACAAUUAGAAGAGAAAAAGAAGAAACGAAGAGGAUUUGUGAACAGAAAUUAUGGAACAGCAAGGAAGAGGGUCAAAACUGAAGGUGAAAGGUCAAGGGAACGCUUGGAGGUGGGUUGUUGAAGUUUUUUUAAAUUUUAAAAAAGUGGAAGUUGAGUGGAAGAUUUGUAAUGUAAUUUGCACUGAAAAUCUUCUACUCAACUUCCAUUUUCAAAAUGUCAUAAAAUGGUCUGAAAACACUUUUUUGGUACUUUUUGGGAGUGGAAGUUUGGUGGGAGAUUUUUAGUGCAAAAUACAUUGAAAAUCUUCCACUCAACUUCUACUUUUAAAAGCCUUAAAAACGUGUUUUAGGCCAUUUCGAGACAUUUUAAAAAUGGAAGUUGAGUGGAAGAUUUUUAAUGCAAAUUACAGUACAAAUCUUCCACACAAAUUCCAGUUUUAAAAACAAUCAAAAAUGUGGUAAAUUUGAAAGGCUUGAUCCUAUUUUUGAUCACUAUUGUUUAGAAAAAGCUUUUUGACCGAAAAGCAAUGCGUCGAGUGGCUGAAACGUUGGCCGAAAUUCAACGCCACAGGGCUCAAAAAGCUUUUGGCAAUCAGUAUGUUCAUGCUGUUCAACGUUGA